AUGCGAAAGCUCUAUCUUUCAGGGUUCCUCAGCGUGGCCCAGACAGUCAUCACCAUUCAGUCAGAACCUUUGCUCAUCAAGGAGCUGUCGGGUGGCGACAUUGGCCUAACUGCCAGGAUGCUUGCGAAUACGCAAGGCUUGGUUGGUGUGCUCGGAGUCGUUGUAAACCAGAUUGGUGGCAAGUUCUCUGAUGUCCUCGGGCGGAAGAGAUUUCUCACGCUUGGCCCUUUGGCCAACAUUCUGUUUGGUUUGCUGAUCUUCCGCAACUCGCACAAUCGCAGGGUGGUCUUGCCACUACGCAUCGUGAGGUCGAUCCUCACCACGUUCUCCAGCACGGUUAUGCUAACUGCUGCGCUGUCAGACGUGGCCCAGGGUGCCGAGCUUGGUGCUGCUAUCAGCAAAAUGGGUGCUGCCGUUGGUGCGGGCAUCGUCAUCACACCGUUCGUGGAGGCUUUGUUCCUGCAAAGAUCGAACAGUCCCCGAACAGCAUAUCUGUUGUUGUCACUGCUGGGCUUUGUUCAUGCAUUAUUUGUCGGGCUCUCUGUGCCCGAAACGCUUCGACGAGCACAGCGCAAGACCCUGGCAUCAGCAAUGCAGCUAUCGUCCAUCAAUCCUUUCGGCUUCUUGAACGUGUUCCGACGAGGAUCCGUCGGCCUCCAAAAAAUGGUGUGCAUCCAGACCUUGCAGAUGUUCCUUGAGGGGAAGAACUUGAGUGAUCUAGUUGAGCUCUGGAAGCGCGAGCAUUUGAAAUGGACAGUAGGGGAAAGCCGCAACUUUGUAAUGAUCUAUGGCACCCUGAGCAUCCUCUCUGGAGUUUAUGUUACACCGUUUUUCCUCAAGAACCUCACCGCUCGUGGCUUCACUUCAGCAACAAACAUGCUCAACCUUCUGGGAUUCUUGCUGCGUGGAGCCAGAGAAAAGUCCUGGAUCUUCCUGCUGGCGGUUCUUCCAAUGCUUCCCGGUGUGAACGGGGCCAGUGCCACUGCGUUGAAAUCCAUCAGCACGGACCUCGCGACGGCCGAGGGCUUCGGCAAAGGCGAGUUCUCCGCUUGGACCAACAACUUGCGUGCCCUCGCGGGGGCGGUUGCAACCGUGCUGUAUGGCAACUACUAUUCCUGGUGCAAGCGGACCGGCAUCUCGGCAGGAACCACUUUCGCCUUGGCUGGUUUGAUUGGGGCGGCACUGCCGGAGCUCAUCCUGCGACUAACCAAAGACAACGAAAUCCAGAGGACCAAGGUAGAAGGUGCUUGA
Symbiodinium pilosum is the source of this 1251-nucleotide messenger RNA. Lineage: Eukaryota; Dinophyceae; Suessiales; Symbiodiniaceae. The record is from the annotation of a GenBank genome assembly.